CAGAAGUAAUUAAAGUAUGGAAUUCAAGAUCCAGAGGUGGUGGUGAAGGGCAUAAGGAUGAGCUGGCCAGCAUUUCAUCUGUGAUGGUAAAAAAAGAAAAAAGAAGAACAACAUACUUUUCAAAUCCAGGCAGCACUUCUCCAAGGUGGUACAAAGAUUUUAUUACGGAUUCUGAUGCUAAAGUGUUGGAACAUUCUGGAAAAAUGGUACUUCUUUUUGAAAUUCUUAAAAUGGCCGAGGAACUUGGGGAUAAAGUGCUGGUGUUUAGCCAAUCUCUCAUAUCUCUGGACUUGAUUGAAGAUUUUCUUGAAUUGGGAAAUAAGGAAAUAUCAGAUGAUAAAGACAAGCCUCGAAUUUAUAAAGGUGAAGGAAAAUGGUUUCGAAACAUUGAUUAUUAUCGUUUGGAUGGUUCUACAAGUGCACAGGCAAGAAAGAAAUGGGCUAAAGAGUUUAAUGAUGAAACUAAUGUGAGGUGGGUACUUUUAGAUUUUCUUUCCUCAUUUAUGUUGCAGAUCAUUACCAGUUUAUAG
This is a messenger RNA of Phascolarctos cinereus (koala), 530 nucleotides long. RefSeq names its product transcriptional regulator ATRX-like. Gene Ontology annotation, cellular component: nucleus. The record is from RefSeq and is a predicted model, not a curated record. Gene Ontology annotation, molecular function: ATP hydrolysis activity. NCBI's taxonomy places the organism in Eukaryota, Metazoa, Chordata, Mammalia, Diprotodontia, Phascolarctidae.